Messenger RNA from Spinacia oleracea (spinach), 1522 nucleotides. RefSeq lists its product as uncharacterized. The transcript has 2 exons. The record is from RefSeq and is a predicted model, not a curated record. The coding region runs from base 264 to 1166 and encodes 300 amino acids. NCBI's taxonomy places the organism in Eukaryota, Viridiplantae, Streptophyta, Magnoliopsida, Caryophyllales, Amaranthaceae.
UACAGAGUAACUGAGAUUUUCUUCAACCUAUUUUCUUAACCUAAUUUCAGUUUUCUGACGGCAAAAUUUUCAUACAAUCAGCAAGUUUGCUUGGGAAACGUGAAUAUUAGAUUGAAAUCUCGUUUCCCAUUCGUUUCCGGGAUGAAUUCAGUUUGAAACACGUCUCUAUUUUUCUGAAACGGUUUCGGCGCGCGUUUCCCGGUUUCCCCGUUCCAGGACGUUUCGGAAACGGGAGAUAAAAGUUGUAGUUUUGUGUGUGUAAAAUGAAAUCGGUGUCGGGGGAAGUAGUAUCUUGUGAGACUUUCCCUCUUUCCAAAGCUGCUAGGGUCCUGUCGAAUUUUGUGGCUGCAGACAAUGGAGCAUCCCCUGCAUUUGCUGCGUACUUGAGGCGCGCUUCAGCCUCCUUCAAUGAACUUGCUCAGCUUCAUAAAGAGCAUAAGAGGUCAAGAAGUCAAACCAAAGUUAAGAAGCAACAUUCCCAUGGCAUUGUUAUAAACAGUAGCAAGAGGAGGGAUCUUGAUCUUCGAGCUGUGAAUAACAGACACAGUGAAGAAGAAGAAGCUGGAAGAAUUGAUGUUAGUUUGAAUGUUGAUGUGGAGACGAGGAGGCAUAAAAGCAAGAAUAGGAGAGAUAGAGGUGAGGGGAAACAUAAGAAUAGGAGCAUGGAAGUUGACAGGAAUGUGGAAGAUGUAGGAGGGGCUGGGAACAAGUCAAAGAUAAACAAGGAAACCAGUGAUGGUGUUAAUGCAAUUCAAGUCAAGAAUGAUACAGAAAGCUUUGACGGAAGUAAAGAAAACAAGAAAAACAAGAGAGUCAAGCUUGAAAAAGAAACUAGUGGUGGUACUCAAACUGUGGAAAACAAUGGUGAUGAGCCAAAGAAACGCAACAAGAGAAAGAACAAAAGUGAAAUAAAACAAGAAAGUAUCAGUGGUGGCGUUAAGGUGGAAGAAGAAAGAAAUGAUAGCAUGGGAGAUCAUCUAGAGAAUGUAGUUAAAGGUAGUAAAGAAAAGAAACAUAAGAAGAAACGAAAUCGUCAAGAGAAAGAAAGAGAAAUUGAGUCGUCCAACAACAAAGAGAGUAGAAAAAGGAAGCAUGAGAGUGUUGCAGUCGGAGAAUUACAAGGCUCACAGGAAAAACACAAAUCAAAGAGAAAGAGAAGUAGCUGAUAGAUUAGAGUGUACUCAAUUGUUAAAGCCAAUUUUGGAUUCAAAAGUCAAAAGUGUAAGUUGGUGGCUAUUUUUGGUUAAUCCUGGAACAUAACUUGAUGUUACAUUGCUGAUUUUAGUUAAGUUAUUUUAUAAACUAUGUGUUACCACUUACCUCUCGCAUUAGUACGGUAAUACCUUGGUUUUAUUGUUUGUAAAAUUGGUCUGUUUUAGUUUUGUCAAGGGAAAAUGGAGUCGAUUGACGGGACAUGCUUAUCUAUUUGCUUGCUUUUGGAGCUAGUAGUCUUGCAGAUGAUAUGCAUAUGUAUUAAUGUAUUAUGUAUUAUGUAUUAUGUAUUAUGUGGUUGGAUAGUUCA